Messenger RNA from Glycine soja, 2794 nucleotides. Its product is annotated as pentatricopeptide repeat-containing protein At5g39680-like. The coding region runs from base 166 to 2277 and encodes 703 amino acids. Gene Ontology annotation, molecular function: protein binding; zinc ion binding; RNA binding. The transcript has a single exon. Gene Ontology annotation, biological process: RNA modification. The record is from RefSeq and is a predicted model, not a curated record. NCBI's taxonomy places the organism in Eukaryota, Viridiplantae, Streptophyta, Magnoliopsida, Fabales, Fabaceae.
AUAAGGAUGUUGUAUGAAAAAAAUUUAAAAUUAUUCUAACUUCUGCAUUUCGGUUUUUGGGUACCUAUAAGGCUUUAAAUAUAACAGGGAUGUAGUAUGUGCCUUACACAAGUUUCCUAACUACUUGACCUUGAUUGAUCCAAAACUAAUACCAAAGUGAAACCAAUGCUUGUUCUGAAACUGCCACGUGUCACCCCUGCAUUUUCUAUGUAUCUGCCACAUCUUUGUUCCCUCAAAGAAGUUGUUAACCUCUUGAAAUUCUCUGCCACUGCAAAGAGCUUGAGAUUUGGCAAAACCAUCCAUGCCCAGUUGGUUGUUCGCAACCAAACUUCAAAGGACAGUGACAUCACUCAAAUAAAUUCACUGAUCAAUCUAUAUUCCAAAUGUGGUCAAUCGAAAUGUGCCAGAAAGCUGUUUGACAGAAUGCUUCAGAGAAACGUAGUUUCUUGGAGUGCCUUGAUGAUGGGGUAUUUGCACAAGGGUGAGGUGUUGGAAGUACUUGGGCUGUUCAGGAACCUGGUUUCAUUGGACAGUGCAUACCCCAAUGAGUACAUAUUUACUAUUGUUCUUUCUUGUUGUGCAGACAGUGGGAGAGUCAAAGAGGGGAAGCAGUGUCAUGGGUAUUUGUUGAAGUCCGGGUUGUUGUUGCAUCAAUAUGUGAAGAAUGCUCUUAUUCACAUGUACUCAAGGUGCUUUCAUGUGGAUUCAGCAAUGCAGAUUUUGGAUACUGUGCCCGGGGAUGAUGUAUUUUCUUAUAAUUCCAUCUUGAGUGCACUUGUGGAAUCUGGGUGUCGAGGAGAAGCUGCACAAGUUUUGAAGAGGAUGGUGGAUGAAUGUGUAAUCUGGGAUAGUGUUACAUAUGUCAGUGUUUUAGGCCUUUGUGCUCAGAUUAGAGAUUUGCAAUUGGGUUUGCAGAUCCAUGCCCAGUUGUUGAAAACUGGUUUGGUAUUUGAUGUCUUUGUUAGUAGCACACUGAUAGACACGUAUGGGAAAUGUGGUGAAGUUCUAAAUGCAAGAAAACAAUUCGAUGGCUUGCGAGAUCGGAAUGUGGUUGCAUGGACUGCCGUCUUGACUGCUUAUUUGCAAAAUGGACACUUUGAGGAAACUUUGAAUCUAUUUACGAAGAUGGAGCUUGAGGAUACACGUCCAAAUGAGUUCACUUUUGCAGUUCUGCUAAAUGCUUGUGCGAGUUUGGUGGCACUGGCAUAUGGUGAUUUAUUACAUGGUCGUAUAGUGAUGUCAGGAUUUAAGAAUCAUCUCAUUGUUGGAAAUGCUUUGAUAAAUAUGUAUUCCAAAAGUGGCAAUAUUGAUUCUUCAUACAAUGUGUUCUCAAACAUGAUGAAUAGAGAUGUGAUUACUUGGAAUGCUAUGAUAUGUGGCUAUUCCCAUCAUGGACUUGGUAAACAAGCUUUACUAGUGUUCCAAGACAUGAUGUCUGCUGGAGAAUGUCCAAACUAUGUAACCUUCAUUGGGGUACUUUCUGCUUGUGUUCAUUUAGCUCUUGUACAAGAAGGAUUCUACUAUUUUGAUCAGAUAAUGAAGAAAUUUGACGUUGAGCCUGGACUGGAGCACUACACAUGUAUGGUUGCACUUUUGGGUAGGGCUGGUUUACUUGAUGAGGCUGAAAACUUUAUGAAGACAACAACACAGGUCAAAUGGGAUGUUGUUGCGUGGCGUACUUUGCUUAACGCGUGCCACAUUCAUCGAAAUUACAAUUUAGGGAAACAAAUUACAGAAACUGUGAUACAGAUGGACCCUCAUGAUGUGGGAACAUAUACAUUGCUAUCAAACAUGCAUGCCAAGGCAAGGAAGUGGGAUGGAGUGGUGAAGAUUAGAAAACUGAUGAAGGAAAGGAACAUUAAGAAGGAACCUGGUGCGAGUUGGCUAGAUAUAAGAAACAAUACGCAUGUCUUUGUUUCAGAAGGAAGCAAUCAUCCAGAGUCUACUCAAAUUUAUGAGAAAGUUCAACAGUUGUUGGCAAUGAUUAAGCCACUAGGGUAUGCGCCUGAUGUUGGUGUUGUGCUGCAUGAUGUGGAAGAUGAACAAAAAGAAGGUUAUCUUAGCCAUCAUAGUGAGAAGCUAGCCUUAGCAUAUGGCCUCAUGAAAAUACCUCCACCGGGGCCAAUCCGCAUAAUUAAAAACCUUAGGAUGUGUGAUGAUUGCCACAUUGCUGUAAAAUUGAUUUCAAAGGCCACAAAUAGGUUGAUAAUUGUAAGAGAUGCUAACCGUUUUCAUCAUUUUAGAGAAGGAUUGUGUACGUGCAAUGACCACUGGUAGCAAUGUGAGAAAAUUUUCUCUCGUGUUUGAUUGAAGUGAGCAUGGUGUUUUGUGAAGCAUAUAUAAAAGAACUCUACAUCAUAUCUGCAUGCACUAAGAGCUUAAGGACAUCAACCGUAAUCUUAUAAUGUCAAUCAAACAUGGAUACUAUAUAUCCACAACAGCAAUAGCCAAGGUGGUAUUUUGUGGGCAUUUGAAUAUCUAGAAAUAAACUCCAUUUUCAAGUGUCACAAAACAGUUUUGAUGGCUUAUCCAAAAAUCUUGCAGGUUUGAACGUUGGAUUGGUUUUUCUUUUUUCUUUUCACCAAAAUAGGUUUAAAAGGAAAACUAAUUACUAUAAUGGUUGGUCAAGAAAAUACUUAUCAAAAUGGGUGAUUUUUAUCAUCUAAAAAUGUAGGAGGCGUCACCUUGAGUGACACCUUGUGUUCUUUAGUUGUCCUGCAACAAGAUGUGAUAUUCUAAUACAUCUCAUCAUCCCGUGAGGUAUUUAGCGUCUCAACUUAGCAUAAGCUCUUGU